Molecule: messenger RNA, 1601 nt
Organism: Penaeus chinensis
Lineage: Eukaryota; Metazoa; Arthropoda; Malacostraca; Decapoda; Penaeidae
Product: aquaporin-7-like
Exons: 7
Coding region: 1-897 (298 amino acids)
Biological process (GO): water transport; glycerol transmembrane transport
Cellular component (GO): plasma membrane; basolateral plasma membrane
Molecular function (GO): glycerol channel activity; water channel activity
Source: RefSeq, a predicted model, not a curated record
AUGGACCAGAUGUUCGCUAGAAUCUUCGGCGACGGUUCCGUAGCGCAGAAGGUCCUGACCAAUAAUGCCAACGGGGACUUCUUCUCGGUCAACUGGGGCUGGGGAGUGGCCGUGACCUUGGGCGUGCUCGUGUCUGGCGGGGUCAGCGGAGGUCACAUCAACCCCGCCGUGUCCGUGGCCAUGGCUGUGUGGGGCAAGCAUCCCUGGGUCAAAGUGCCUGUGUAUGUUAUUGCCCAGUACCUCGGGGCAUUCGUCGCGUCGUCGGUGCUCUACGCAGUUUACUUGAACGCCUUGGACGCUUUCGACGCGGAGCGCACCCUGGCGACGGCGGGCAUCUUCGCCACGUACCCCGGGGCGAUGACGGCCGCCAACGGGACCGUCGUGACGAACUUCCUGUCGAAUGGCAACGGCAUGGGGGAUCAGGUGGUGGGCACGAUGCUGCUGCUGAUCUGUGUGUGCGCCAUCACGGACCCCCGCAACAUGGAGGUUCCUAAGGCCCUGAUUCCUCUCUUCGUGGGCUUCACCGUCCUCAACAUCGGCGUGUGCUUCGGCUUCAACUGCGGCUAUGCUCUCAACCCCGCCAGGGAUCUCGCCCCGCGCUUCUUCACUCUCAUCGCGGGCUGGGGCGAGCAGACCUUCACCGCCGCCACCUUCGACGGCAUCGCCUGGUGGUGGGUGCCCCUCUUGGCCCCCCACAUCGGCGCUGUGAUCGGCGUGGGCGUGUACCUUCUCCUGGUCGAGCUGCACCACCCAGAGGCGCAGGAGUUCUCUCUCCCACACGUCCACCCGUCCCAGGAUACUGUGGCUAGUCUGGGCACAGAAGGGAAAUACUCCAGCAAGAAUAAGAUUAUGCAGCCUCGUCCAAAUUCUGAGGAUUCGACCACGCCCACGUACUAACGCCGGUGCCACGCCCCUCCCCCAUUGUGGCCACGCCCCCUCCCUUCCAACCGCGCACCUGCAGCACCUGUUCUCACACCUGUCAAGACGGAAAGGAACCGGGUCACGUGACUUUGUAAUGUGCCACGUGGACAGUGUGAAAAUUAUUCUCUGAAAAUGUUUUAUCAAUAUAAUUUUUGUAUAUAUUAUUAUCAAUAUAAUUUUUGUAUAUAUUAUUAUCACUAUUAUUAUUUUAUUUUAUUAUUAUUAUCAUUAUCAUUACUACUACUAUUAUCUUUAUUAUUAUUAAUGCUAUCUUUAUCAUUAUUAUCAAAAUAUCAUAAUUAUUAUUAUUAUUAUCAUUAUUAUUAUUACUCAUAUAAUUACUCGCAUGGGAAUUCCGUCAUGAUUCUCCAACACAGGCGUUCUGGCCGCGAAGGCAAGGGUCGGCACAUGUACUGUACGCUGUUUAUGUUAUUUCGCGCACGUUAUUAUAGUUGUUUAAGUUUAUGAGAAUGAUUUCUGAAUGCACACUUCUCCAGGUGUCCGUUGCUUGGGAAAACCUGUAUGCAUUCCUUCCUUUUGAGUUUAAGAAAAGAAAGUUUAUUUGAUAUAUUAUAUAUGAGAUGAAUUUACAGUGUAUAUAUCCGUAUAAACAUACAUGCAUACAUAUAUAUAUACAUACACACACACACACACACACACACACACACACACACACACAC